Pangasianodon hypophthalmus (striped catfish) is the source of this 1077-nucleotide messenger RNA. Its product is annotated as B-type lectin plumieribetin-like. The record is from RefSeq and is a predicted model, not a curated record. The coding region runs from base 667 to 1008 and encodes 113 amino acids. The transcript is spliced from 4 exons. Lineage: Eukaryota; Metazoa; Chordata; Actinopteri; Siluriformes; Pangasiidae.
AUGACUCAUGAUUGCAAGAGCAGGCCACAGAAUGAAUUCUUUGUUCCUCCUUUGGACAGGUGACAUUUAAAGAGUGGUUAUUUUAGUUACCGUAGACUUCCUAUCAGCUUGAACCAGUCUGGCCAUUCUCCUCUGACCUCUCUCAUCAACAAGGUGUUUCCAGCUGCAGAACUGUCGCUUACUGGAAGGGUUUUUUUUGUUUUGUUUUUCGCAACAUUCUGUGUAAACUCUAGAGACUGUUUACAUGAAAAUCCCAGGAGAUUAGUGGUUUCUGAAAUACUCAAACCAGCCCAUUUGGCACCAUGAUAUGGUUAAAGUGACAGUGAUCACACUUUUUCCACCAUUCUGAUGUUUGAUGUGAAUAUUAACUGAAGCUUUUGACCUGUAUCUGCGUGAGUUUAUGCAUUGCGCUGCUGCCAUUGGCUGAUUGGAUAACUGCAUGAAUGAACAGGUGUACAGGUGUUCCUAUUGAAGAAGCCAAAUCUUUUUUGUUAUAUUAAACUAUAAGAAGUAAUAUUUCUGGUUGGUCAGAAUGACAGCCAAUGACAGUAAAGGACCGUCAGCCAAUGACAGUAAAGGACCGUUCAUAAAAACCCCAUCUCGCAUCAAAAAUCUCCAUAGCAGCUUACUGAUUCAUCUACGAUAUCACUGUCAUUGUGCAGAACCAUGAGCAGGAACUUCUUGUCCAUGAACGAAGAGCUCCGUAAGGGAGACUUCCUGUUAUCCAACAACCGAGAGUACAAGGCAAUCUUUCAGGAGGAUGGGAACUUUGUGGUCUAUGGCUGGAGACCUCUGUGGGCAUCUAACACGUAUGGCAAUACCGACGCCCAACGGCUGAUCAUGCAAGGAGACUGCAACUUCGUCAUGUACACGCCGGACAGACCCGUGUGGGCCACCAACACCAGCCGGAAGGACGCCAAAAUGUGCCGUCUGGCUCUGGGCAACGACGGCAUUCUAAUGGUCGAUAAUGAUGGGGCUGUGGUGUGGAAAUCUACUAAGUCUAAUUAAAAGCAAUGAAGCAAUCUUGUCUCAAAACUCUCUGCAGCUGUCAGGAAAGUUAUAAAAUAAAUCAGUAAA